CUUAGGAUGUACACCGCAGUUUUCGUCGUCAGUGUCAGCAUAGCAACGGCAGCUGUUCUUCAGCACGCUCUCAUGUGGCGUAAGCCAAAAAUGAUGGAAAUGAUCGAAAGAGGCGACUAUGCUGCUUUCGUCAAGCACCGUAAUGCUUGGCGCUCCUCUUCACUCAUCACUACUACACAGCGGGUGCACAGCUCCGGAGACCUUGAGUUUGUUGGCAACAUAACGAUCGGCACACCUGCCCAACAGUUUUUCGUCUUGCUUGACACCGGAGCAUCCAAUCUUUGGGUUCCAGGAAGUGAUUGCGAUGAAUCAUGCGGUGCGAAGCACAAGUUCGGAUCAAACUCAUCGAGCACCUUUGUGGGCAGCAACACAACCUGGUCGAUCAAAUAUGAAGAGGGAAGAGCUAAAGGUGUUCUCGGAACUGACACCAUGAAGUUCGGUGGAUUGGAUGAGCAACAAUUAGCGGUUCCAAACACCACCUUUGGUCUUGCCAAACAUAUAUCCUCCGAUCUAAAAAAGGACCCCGCAGAUGGAAUUCUGGGUCUCGCGUUCACUGAACCGGGCACUAGUAAAGCUGUGUCGCCUCUUUUCAACGCUAUCACCCAGAAUUUGUUGGAUCACCCAGUCUUCACUGUUUGGAUGCAACACUGUGGAACCCCCCUGAGAACACCUGGAGGUCUCAUCACAUAUGGUGCAAUUGACACAAAAAAUUGUGGGCCAAUCAUCGCCUACGAACCAUUGUCAUCAUCAACCUAUUACCAGUUUAAGGCUACCAUUGGAAUGGGAAAUUACACGCAAACGAAGGUCUACGAAGCUAUUGCUGACACUGGUACAUCGCUCAUCGGCGGACCGAAGUCUGUCGUCGACCUCCUCGCUAAAGCUGGUGGAGCACUGUAUAACGCCACCGAGGAUAUGUACAUUGUAGAAUGUAACGUCACACACCUAACUCUUGAUAUAACAAUCGGAACAAACAAGUAUCGCAUAGACCCUGCUAACUACGUCAUGACAGCAAAUACAUGUUAUUUCGCCAUUUUUUCAAUCGAGUCUGGUGGCUUCAGACCGCAUUGGAUUCUCGGCACUCCAAUCAUCCGCCAAUACUGUCAUAUCUUCGACAUCGGGCAGAAACGCAUCGGAUUUGCUCCAUCACUUCACUAG
This is a messenger RNA of Angiostrongylus costaricensis, 1155 nucleotides long. Lineage: Eukaryota; Metazoa; Nematoda; Chromadorea; Rhabditida; Metastrongylidae. The record is from the annotation of a GenBank genome assembly.